CGAAUAUUUGAAGAUUGAGGAGUGGGCUUGAACUUUGUAAUUUGACGUCACCCCGGGGAAGCUUGAUGCGGCGAGGGUGCGUCUCCCGUCUCGCCAUCCGGCCUCGAUCUCGAAGGUUGAGACUCGAGAGUUGUUCUGGUAUAGUCUCUAACCUCCUCAGUCAUCACUCCUCACCAUCAGUUCUCGACCUCGCACUCUUCAGAGUUCAGACCCCGGCCACAGACGGUCAGAUCACCGACGUUCGACCAGCUCGUUUCGACUUCUUCAUAUCCAGAAGAACGAUGUCUGACUAGAAUACAAGACGGUCACGUUCCAAAAUUCUUCGUCGAGUCUUUUCGUGUCCCUUCGUACAACUCUGAUGGGAACCGAAAUGAAAACCUUGGUCGAUCUCCCAGAAAUUGUGCUAGAGAAAAUAUUCUCUUUUCUUACCUUUGACAACAUAUCCCUGAAUAGGACAGUUUGUACAAAAUUUAACGAGAUUGGGUGUAAAGCCCUAAACAAAGGGUAUUUCGCUGCUGAAAGGUUUCAUGGCAAAACUUUGAAGUCAAUCAAGGCGAAACUGCCAAGGAGAGAAUCCGAGCGAAGGGCACAUCCUUUAGCAAGGCAGUGUGACAUCCUAAUUGCUAUUGAAACAAGACUGUCAAUGCUUUCUAUGACUUAUACCAAGUGGAUAGAUGCCAAAUUGUGUUGUUUCAUCCCUGGAAAGGUUAUAGAUGAAAUAAUGAGAGUAUUGAGGUGUGUAGCUCAUAAUCCAAACCAACCAAGGACACACGAAAUUCUUCAAGAACUCAGAGACAUUUCUUCAAUGGCAAUGGAACAUUUUGAUGAGAAAAUCUUACCCCAGCUAAAAGGCAACCGCUAUCUCCCCAUCUAUCUUCAAGGAUCUAGAUUUAGAGACCCAGCUGAUCAAUUUGGUGUUCUCCCUAAGCCAAAAAACAAUAUGUUUCCAGCUACUCAAAAAGUCAUUACAGUAGUUGAUUUUAAUAAGCUUGUCAUGAGGGAAUCUAUGAACAGGCGCAAAAUUAAAGCUCAAGCACUUGAAAUAUCAGAAUUGCGUAAACAUGUUGAAGAAUGGGAGGCAAAGUUGAGGGAUUUGUCUGCUAAUCUGACAAAAGCCACUGAGCUACCUUCAACAAGUUCCAUCAUGCCGUCAGGUUCGGCCAAACGUAAGAAGGAUGAUGCAGAAUUAAGAUCAAAACAAGUGAAGUCCAGUCCUAGAAAGAGGAGCAAAAUUACUUAAUUACAUCACAAGUCAGGAUGGGCUAAAUAA
Messenger RNA from Cimex lectularius (bed bug), 1270 nucleotides. It is a transcript of the gene pall, whose product is annotated as F-box only protein 28. NCBI's taxonomy places the organism in Eukaryota, Metazoa, Arthropoda, Insecta, Hemiptera, Cimicidae. The record is from RefSeq and is a predicted model, not a curated record. The transcript has 6 exons. Gene Ontology annotation, molecular function: protein binding. Gene Ontology annotation, biological process: protein polyubiquitination. Bases 359 to 1240 code for a protein of 293 amino acids.